GCUAACUUUCCCCUUAAUUACUUGCUUUCUCAGGGCUGUGUACAGGAAGGGUUUGUGAUUUGAGUGUUGCUUUGUCUGUAUAUUAGGAAAGCAGCUGUGCUGAGAGGCUGUGUUUUAUCUGGAACAGGAACAGAAUCUGAUUUUUGACACUAAAGGCCCUAAAAAAUGGAAAAUUUGAAAUUUAAUGCAACAGAACGCAUGACUGUCGACUACAUUAAGGGAAUUCUUCAACCCACACCUACCUGUGAUACCUGGGAUCAAAUCUGGGACUUCCAAGCCAAGCCUGAUGAUCUACUUAUUUCUACCUACCCUAAGGCAGGAACAACGUGGACUCAAGAGAUAGUGGACUUAAUCCAAAAUGAAGGUGAUGUUGACCAGAGCCAACGAGCUCCUACUCAUGAGCGAUUUCCUUUCAUUGAGUGGAUAAUCCCAUCCUUAGGCUCUGGUUUGGAACAGGCUAAUGAAAUGCCCUCACCACGGACCCUGAAAACACAUCUUCCUAUUCACUUGCUGCCACCAUCCAUUCUAGAGAAAAAUUGUAAGAUAAUCUAUGUAGCUAGAAAUCCCAAGGACAAUAUGGUGUCUUACUACCAUUUCCAAAGGAUGAAUAAAGCACUUCCUGAUCCAGGAACCUGGGAAGAGUAUUUUGAGAACUUUCUGACUGGAAAAGUGUGCUGGGGUUCUUGGCAUGACCAUGUGAAAGGAUGGUGGAAAGCCAAAGAUGCACACCGAAUUCUCUACCUCUUCUAUGAGGAUAUGAAGAAGAACCCAAAGCAUGAAAUUCAGAAGUUGGCAGAAUUUAUUGGAAAGGACUUGGAUGAUAAAACUCUAGAUAAAAUUGUCCAUCACACUGCAUUUGAUGUUAUGAAGCUGAAUCCAAUGGCAAACUACUCAUCGAUUCCUACUGAAAUCAUGAAUCACUCUAUUUCUCCUUUCAUGAGAAAAGGGGCAGUUGGAGACUGGAAGAAUCAUUUUACUGUGGCUCAGAAUGAGAUAUUUGAUGAGGACUACAAGAAGAAAAUGGCUGACACAAGUCUAACUUUCCAAUUCCAACUCAAGUAAGAAGAAGAAGAAGAAGAAUUAAAUUGUUUUAGUUCAUUAUUCAAUAUAUAACAAAAUAUUAACAAUAAAAGGUUGUUAAUCAGAAUACAUAUUGUAUUCAGGUAAAGGGAGGUCCAAUAAAUUAGUAGGUAUAAUCAAUAUAUUAUUGUUAUCUUCCUUUUACUUGGUAUUCAGUAGAUCACUAGUAAGUUGUCAGCAUAUUAAAAAUAUAUAUGUGUACAUAUAUGUCAUCUUUGGGGCUGUAUCUGAUAGAUAGUGCUUAAGGAUCACUCCUUAGCUCUGCACUUAGGAAUCACUCUUGUUGGUGCUCAGGGGACCAUAUGGGGUGCUGGGAUCAAACCCAGUCGGCCACAUGUAAGUGCCCUAAACCCACUGUACUAUCACUCCAGUACCCCAUAGUACUAAAAUAUUUUAAAGUGUCUAUAUCUUCAAGCAAUUAUUUGUUUGUUUAUUUUUUUUGUGAAACAAGAAAGUUUCUUGAAACUUAUUUGGAAACAUGUGAGGAAAAAGAGAGAGGGAGGAAUACUGGAAAGAGCACAGUCUUUUCCAGAGUGGAAAUAAGCACAGAAAUGGCGAGGCAAGUGAGUGAGACAUUUGUUCAAGAGAGAAGAGGGACUUAAGAGAAAGCCUCUUUUAGCAAUUUCUUGGUAUCAAAGUAACCAUAGAGUAACUUAAAAAUGUAUGGACAUGGAGAGUAUCAUGCUGAGCAAAAUAAAUCAGAAGUAGAGGAAGGGACAGACAUGGAAUAACAGCACUCAUUUGUGGGAUCUAAAAAAUAUAUAGGAUGACGCUAAUAUUCAAGGACAGUGAAUCCAGGACCAAGAGGACUAGCCAUGAUUAGAAGCUUGUCACAGUAUGCGUGUGGAGGGGGGUGUUAUGAGGAGUGGAGGAGGACAGGAUAGAGAAGGGACCACUAUGACAGUAAUAGUUGGAAAUGAUCACUCUAGACAAGAACUGAGUGCUGAAAGUAGGGAAAGGGAUAUGCAUGGUAACUUUUCAGUACCUGUAUUGCAAAUCAUAAUGCCCAAAAGGAGAGAGAGAGAGAGAGAGAGAGAAGUGGAAUGUCCACUGGUGAAGGGACAGGUGUUGGAACAUUGUAUGACUAAAACCCAAUCAUGAACAGCUUUGUAACUGCAUAUCUCUUGGUGAUUUGCUUAAAAAAUAAAUUAAAUUUAAAGAUUAAAUGUUUUUAAAUAUCACUGUCACUG
Sorex araneus (European shrew) is the source of this 2270-nucleotide messenger RNA. RefSeq names its product sulfotransferase family 1C member 4 (gene SULT1C4). The record is from RefSeq and is a predicted model, not a curated record. Gene Ontology annotation, cellular component: cytoplasm. The transcript has 7 exons. NCBI's taxonomy places the organism in Eukaryota, Metazoa, Chordata, Mammalia, Eulipotyphla, Soricidae. Gene Ontology annotation, molecular function: sulfotransferase activity. Gene Ontology annotation, biological process: sulfation. Bases 166 to 1062 code for a protein of 298 amino acids.